Molecule: messenger RNA, 1347 nt
Organism: Macrosiphum euphorbiae (potato aphid)
Lineage: Eukaryota; Metazoa; Arthropoda; Insecta; Hemiptera; Aphididae
Source: the annotation of a GenBank genome assembly
AUGUCUCCGUGUAUUGAAGAAGCAAACAAAAAGACCGUCGGCAUCAUUGGUUGUGGGGCAUCUGGUUUGGCGGCUUUGAAAAAUUUUGCAGCUGACGAUUCGCUGUUCAAAUGCGUGGCGUUUGAACAGACGGCCAGCAUUGGAGGUACAUGGGUGUACACAGACGAUGUCGACCGAGACCAAUACGGCUUACCAGUUCAUUCCAGCAUGUACAAAAGCCUGAGGUCAAACUUGCCAAAAGAAAUUAUGGAGCUAAGUGGAUUUCCACAUACAGGUGUUGGGGAUGCUUGCUACUUUCCAGCUGCAUACAUACAGAAAUAUCUGAAUGAUUUUACUGAUCAUUUUAAUUUAAGACCACAUAUUAAGUUUCAUCAUCAUGUAGAAAAAGUAAGACCUAUCAAUAAUAGUCAAUGGGAAUUAAAUGUUAUAAAUUUACAACAACAAACUAAAGAAACUUUCAUCUUUGAUGCAUUGGUGAUAUGUGUUGGUAAUUAUAGCAAUCCCGCUAUUCCAGAUGUUAAGGGUUCCAACAUAUUCGGUGGGAAAAUCAUGCAUAGUCAUAGCUAUAGAGAUGCAGAUUCAUUUAAAGGAAACUCGGUGUUGGUCAUAGGCUGUGGUGCAUCUGGCCUAGAUAUAUCGUUUGGCGCAUCAAAAGUAGCAGACAAGGUUUUCUUGAGUCAUCAUAAUCCUCGACUAUUGAAUUUGAAAAUUCCAUCUAAUUAUUUCCAUAAAACCGAUGUUAAAGAAAUUGUUGAAGAUGGUGUUAUUUUUCAAGAUGGCUCUUAUGAAAAAAUUGACACUAUAGUAUACUGUACAGGAUAUACCUAUAAAUAUCCAUUUUUAAGUAGCGAAUGUGGAAUAAAAGUCGAAGACAAUGUCAUUAAAAAUCUAUUUAAACAUAUGAUUAAUAUUGAAUAUCCAACAAUGGGUUUUAUUGGUGUACCUAGGAACACUACAGGAUUUUACUUAUUUGAUCUUCAGUCCAGGAUUUUUAAAAAGAUCUUAGAAGGUAAUGUGAAAAUGCCUAAUAAAGAAGAAAUGCUUCAAGAUACUUGUAAAGAAAUUGAGGCUCGAUUGGCUGGUGGUCAGAGAUUAAAGGAUCUUCAUGCUUUGGGUAAAACUAAGUGGGCCAUGGAGUAUUACACUUCAGUUUCAAAAUUUGCCGAUGUAGAACACCCUCCACCAGUGUUAUUACAAAUAUAUUUUGAUGGUAUUGGAAGGCUUUCAGAAGAUUUUUUGAACUUCCGAGGUGAUAAAUAUCAAAUUAUUGAUAGAGAACAUUAUAAGGUACAAUAUUUUGACCAAAAUGAAUCAAUUAUUAAAAAACAAAUUUUGUAUUCUUUUUAA